AUGUUGAUAUUAUUUUUAGAAGUAUUACAUGAUUAUAUCGUGAAAAAUAAUAUAACAUCAUUCGUUCCAUUUUAUCAUAUUUUCAAAUCGAUAAAUACAAAUAUUCGUUUAAUUCAACAAGAAGCUAAUACAUUGGACAAGCCUGAAGAACAGGAAGAUAUUCAACAAGUGAGAACAAACUUCGAUUCUUAUUUAACUAAAAUUCAAAUGUCGCUAUCAGAUGAUAGCGAUCAAAGCAAUGAUGAUGGCAAUCAAGGCAAUGAUGAUGGUGAUCGAGGCAAUGAUGAUGGCGAUCUUUCGUAA
This is a messenger RNA of Rotaria sp. Silwood2, 303 nucleotides long. The record is from the annotation of a GenBank genome assembly. Lineage: Eukaryota; Metazoa; Rotifera; Eurotatoria; Philodinida; Philodinidae.